AUGGCCUCCACCAAGACCUUCCUCGAUGCCGUCAAGGACCGCCGCAGCGUCUACCAGCUCAACAAGAACGCGCCCAAGUCCGACAAGGAGAUCGUCGACAUCGUCAACCAGCUCGUCCUGCACGUUCCUUCCUCGUUCAACUCACAGUCGACGCGCGUCGUCGUCCUCCUCAACCAGGAGCAUGAGAAAUUCUGGACGUUUACCCACGAAAUACUGAAACCUCAGGUUCCUGAGGACCAGUUCAAGUCCGGCACUGAGCCCAAGCUCAAUGGCUUCAAGGCUGCAUAUGGAACCAUCCUUUUCUUCGAGGACCCCGAGCCCGUCGAGAACCUGCGCAAGGCGUUCCCCAUUUACGCGCACCACUUCGGCGACUGGUCGGAGCACACGAGCGCCAUGCACCAGUACGCAGCCUGGGUCGCUCUCGAAGCGGAAGGCUUCGGUGCCAACCUCCAGCACUACAACCCCAUUGUCGAUCAGAAGAUCCAGAACGAGUGGAGCGUUCCUCAGGACUGGAAGCUGAGGGCUCAGCUUGUCUUCGGUGGACGUGCGGGCGAGCCUGGAGAGAAGCAGUUCAAGCCCCUCGAGGAGCGCGUCUUCGUUCACGGCGCGAAGAACUAG
Molecule: messenger RNA, 618 nt
Organism: Didymosphaeria variabile
Lineage: Eukaryota; Fungi; Ascomycota; Dothideomycetes; Pleosporales; Didymosphaeriaceae
Gene: HBN1
Product: putative nitroreductase
Exons: 3
Coding region: 1-618 (205 amino acids)
Biological process (GO): cellular response to oxidative stress
Source: RefSeq, a predicted model, not a curated record